Messenger RNA from Durio zibethinus, 3925 nucleotides. Its product is annotated as Alkaline-phosphatase-like family protein. Gene Ontology annotation, cellular component: endoplasmic reticulum membrane. The record is from RefSeq and is a predicted model, not a curated record. NCBI's taxonomy places the organism in Eukaryota, Viridiplantae, Streptophyta, Magnoliopsida, Malvales, Malvaceae. Gene Ontology annotation, biological process: GPI anchor biosynthetic process.
UAAAGAAAAACCUAAUGAUAAAAAUAUCCUUAUAAUAAGGCCGUUAUAAUAAAGAAAUUAAAGACGAACUGCAGAAUUCUCCCGUGUAGUUAAGAAAAAACAUUUCAAAAAAGAAAAAAACCAAAUGACAAAAAUAUCCUUAAAACAAAGCCAUUGUAAGGAUCUUUAAAGACGAGAACUCCGGAAUUCGUUAUACGUUCAAAUCUUUCCUUGGAUCUCAAGUCUCAUCAAACGGAAAUCUCUCCUCUCUCUCCGGUUUUCACUCUCUCGUCUCUGACGUCUGAAACUCCACUGAUUAGACUCCAAGAAAUUAGGGUUUUUGAAUGUUUCCUAAUCCCAAAUCCUUAAAAAUGCCGCCACUCACCUGCACCAAACUGGCUCUCAUCGCAAUAACCGGAGUCAUCAUUCAAAUCAUCGGCCUUUCUCUUUUCGUCUUCGGUUUUUUCCCCGUAAAACCGGCUCUUCCCGGCAUCAGUGGCUCGGAGAGUUACCACUUACCGGUUUGCGACUUAGUUGGGAAUCAAAGCGGCACGACUCUUCCGUCCGAUCAACUCAGAUCGUUAUAUCAAGAAUUGUCAGGGAUGCCUCCUUUAUUUGAUAGACUGAUUUUAAUGGUUAUUGAUGGUCUUCCAGCAGAAUUCGUGCUCGGCAAGAAUGGGAAACCUCCUAGUAAGCAAUUUAAGGAAGCUAUGCCUUAUACUCAGUCAUUGCUAGCCAGUGGAUUGGCUAUUGGUUACCAUGCUAAAGCUGCCCCUCCAACUGUCACAAUGCCUCGACUAAAGGCUAUGGUCUCUGGUGCAAUCGGUGGAUUCCUAGAUGUGGCGUUCAAUUUUAACACACAGGCUAUGCUGGAUGACAAUCUUCUUGGUCAGUUUUUCAGGAUUGGUUGGAAAAUGGUGAUGCUUGGUGAUGAAACGUGGCUUAAGUUGUUUCCUGGGUUAUUCAAAAGGCAUGAUGGUGUUAGCAGCUUCUAUGUUAAGGAUACUGUGCAAGUAGAUCAAAAUGUUUCGCGACAUUUGGGAGAUGAACUUAGUAGAGAUGACUGGAAUCUUUUGAUUCUGCAUUACCUGGGCUUGGAUCAUGUUGGACACAUCGGUGGGCGGAGCAGUGUGUUGAUGGUCCCAAAACUAAAGGAGAUGGAUGACAUGGUGAAGUUGAUCCAUUCAAGUACUACCCUGUCCCAAGGAAAUGACCAAGGGCGGAUGCUUUUGAUGAUAGUAAGCGAUCAUGGCAUGACAGAAAAUGGUAAUCAUGGGGGUUCUUCAUAUGAAGAAACUGACUCCUUAGCUCUUUUUAUUGGCCUGAGGAAUCAUGUCUUGGACUAUGCAUCAGUCAUUCAGCAGAUUGACAUUGCGCCAACCUUGGCUCUUUUAUUUGGUGUACCUAUCCCUAAAAACAAUGUUGGUGUUCUUAUCAAAGAAGCUUUUGAUUCUCUAAAAGAGGAGCAACAUCUGAGGGCCCUGGAGUUGAAUUCUUGGCAGUUACUUGGAUUGUUGCAAGCUCAGUUAUCAGGUUUACCAUGCAGAAAUUUCCCUUGUGAUGCAUUUAGUGAUCAUCAGAUUGCUGGUACUAGUGAGUGCUAUCAUAGGACAGAGGAUAUGCUUUGUUGCUUGUAUAUGGAAGCAGCAGCUCUAUACAGCUCCUGGAAGUCCAAGAGAGGCACUGAGUCUGCUAGCAACAAAGAUUACAGCAGCACUGCAGCAGCAUAUUACAAAUUUCUCAAAUCUGCAAGUGAGUGGUUAUCACGAAGGUCUACUGAUAAACCUGUUAAGCUACUUGCAGUUGGACUGGCAACAAUGUUUAUCUCAUGUGUAAUAUUAUCAAGCCUGAUGUUUUGUCGGGUCAGAGAAAUUUACCUUGGACGAAGGCAACAAUCCUUAAAUGAUAGCAUGAAUGGUUGGUCUUUAGAUGAUACUUUCAUUCUUGGUGUUAUCUUGAUCCUUGUUACAAGUAUGGGAUCAAGUUCUAUGGUAGAGGAGGAGCAUUACAUAUGGUAUUUUGUGACAUCCACAUUCUAUCUCUUAUUACUCCGUAAAACAGCACAGUCCUUUUCAUCAGUUGGUGUGAAAAGUGGAGAAGGUUACUUUGGAAUGUGUUUCACCUUUCUGCUGCUUAUCUCUGGAAGGAUUUUGAGAGGCUGGCACCAAGGUGGUGUCAACUGGACUAGUCUUCCUGACAUAUCUAAGUGUCUGGAACAGGCUGGGAGUCAUUAUGUAAAAUUGCUUCAGCUAGUUUCUGCCUUCCUGGUGAUCAGCAUAGGUGUAUUUGCUCUAUUUUCAAUACAAUUCAAGCAAAAAUAUUUUCAGAUGGUCAGACUUAGCUUUCUGACAUCUGGAUUGUUGGUUUUGCUGCAUAUCACAAGAUAUCAGGAUUACACAUUUUCAUCAACUAAUUAUGGUGCUACCUUACUGGCACAAAUAGUUUAUGCAAUUCUUGGUGCUGCGACAAUUGGGACCGUUGUGGCCUUGCCAUGGUUUUUCCCUUUCCCAACCUUCAAUAGUUGCCCUACUGAUAAUACCCUCUCACCUCCUUCAUUUUUUCAUGGCAUUCAAGAGAAAUUCCCAUUUGUGGAAUUAAGAGAUUCUUUAUAUGUAAUUGGAUGGGCAUACAUAUUAUGUUGGUGUCUUCUGCAACUGCUGCUUCAACAACCAAUUAAUUCAACACCCAUAUUAUUGCUUCUUGUGCAAAUAUUGGCCAGCAUGCUCUAUUUUGCUAGUAACGGAACACAUCAUAAAGAGUGGAUAGAGAUUGCAGCAUUGUACUACUUGGGAAUGGCUGGUCAUUUUGCUCUAGGAAAUAGCAAUACACUAGCUACUAUUGAUGUUGCUGGAGCUUUCAUUGGCCUAUCAAGUCACUCAACGUUGCUUUCUGGCAUUCUAAUGUUUAUUAUCACCUAUGCAUCACCCAUGUUUAUUCUUCUUAGCCUGGUAAUGUACAUCUCUAUGAAGAACAUGGCCCAUCUUGUAAUUCCUGAGAAAGCAGAUGCUGGAGAUCUUCUCAUGAUGAUGAUUGGUUUUCCUUGCCUCGUUCCGCUGGUCGUAAAUUCAAUUCUGUUAACUGCAUACACUGUCGUAUUGCUCUUAAUGAGGAAUCAUUUAUUUGUUUGGAGUGUUUUCUCACCCAAGUACCUAUAUGUCUGUGCAACAACCCUAUGCACUUAUAUAGGGGUUUUCAUUGUGGCUGCAACUGGAACUUAUACACAUUUGGUACUGGCCAUGCGGAGGCGGAAGCAAGUUCCAAUUACCAACAACACAAGAUAGCAUAGCACUUGUAGCAACUAGCAACCAAUUUUGCGUUCUUCCAAACCAACUGCAAUGGUUGAAGUUCAUUUAAUCCUUGGUUCUUUUUUAGUAGCUAAACUUCCUCUAUGUACUCAUAUGGUACUGGCGUCUGUCUGGCCAUGCAGAAAGGAAGCAGCUUCCCAUCAGCCAUAACACAAGAUGGGUUCUUGGAGUAACUGGCGACUGAAUAUUGAAUUCUAAAUCUACUCCCAUGGUGGGAGUCAUUUUAAUCGUUGUUUUAUUUGAUUCUCUAACUUCCUCUAUGUGAUCAUGCAUGCAGAGAUCUUAUGAAGAAGAUAACUCCUCAAGCAGUUUCUGUUUUUAUUUACAUUAAAAAAAAAAAGCAUCAUUUUUUGGUCAAAUGAAGUUGAUAUUUUGUUGAUGACACUUGAAUGACAGAAUGAGUGUGGUUACAUGAUAGUACCACUGUAAUAUUCGUCUGAUAGAGAAAAUGACCAAAACACCCUCAUAUCCUAGCUUACCAUACCAUGUCUACAUUUGGUAUUUCAAUAUUUAAUGUAUUAAAUUAAAUUAAAGACCCUCCCGUUUCCUCUUCUGUUCCCUGUCUGGCUGCACUCUCGUCUUCCCAAACCAGUCAGAGUUUACUAAAUCUACGGCCCGCCGACCGUUUCUACGUCCCCACG